Molecule: messenger RNA, 9519 nt
Organism: Procambarus clarkii (red swamp crayfish)
Lineage: Eukaryota; Metazoa; Arthropoda; Malacostraca; Decapoda; Cambaridae
Source: RefSeq, a predicted model, not a curated record
GGGGACUCACCAUGGAGACGUGCUGUUCAGUGUGCUUGCUCCUGGUGAUUUAUUCACUGUGGAAACACAUUCAGUGUCAUGGUAGUGACUCGCCUAGAUGUGUCUGAGGAGGCUGAGCUUCAGCUCUUUGGCCCCUCUUCUCAACUUUCAAUGGACUGAUGUGAAGGUUCUGGAGCCCUUCGGGAGAGGCCUAUGUAAUCAAGAUUAGAAGCUGCGCACGGAGUCUGCCUUCUUCCACUUCAUUUCCUAAAGACUUCCGCACCCUGAGAAAUGGCUUACGCACAAGGGAGAGUGACCAUCGGCCGAGAGGGACAGGAGGCGGCCAACACUUGCACUAUGGCUGAGAUGGAAGAGCGGAUUGUGAUGACGCCGAAGGGCAAGACGGCCACGUCGACGACCAUUAUGGUGGAGCGGCGCAAGAUGGCGCCCCAGGAGGGCAACGUCCACGUAGGAGGGGGCCAACACUCUGGCAUCAUCAUCAACAAGGAUACUAGGACCGAAAACUUGGAGGACACACCCGCCCACUUGCAGUUGGAGUUUAAAGUAUUCUUAAUUAAUGCUCAAACACAGAAGCACACACAAGAGAGCAGACAAUUAAGAUUUUGGUUCCAAAGUUGUGUACCUGAGAAGGAAAGGAUGAGAAGCGCACAGGAGUUCUUCAAGGAGUUAGUAGCGCCUCUAGAGUUUCCAAGAGAUUAUGUGGGUUUCAUCAAGAAGAUAAUGAAAAUGAUGCAACACAAAUACAAAAUGCUGAGCAAGACUGAGGUAGAACUGAGGCAACUUGAGGAAUCUGAUAAACCACCAACCAGACCAAGCAGGCCAGGAGUGGUCCUGUACACAGUGGGAUGCAGUGAGCCUGAGACAGUGGAGGAUCAGAAAACUGAAUUAAGCGAGGAAAAAGUGUUGGAGAUGAUCGAAUCUUCGUACCCUAACCCCAUUACUGUAAAGGACAUGGCCAAGCGAGCAUCAGCAUCAUUAGAAGACGUAGAGCUGUAUAUUACUGCACUGACUGAGAAGGGUCUCAUUAAACCAAUGGCUCCUGGCUGCUUCACACGUAUUGUACAGAAUGAAACGGAUGUAAAGGUUGUGAGACAGAUGCCAACAAUAACAACGAACAAGCAACCCACCAUCGCCAUUAUCACAGCACACUAUUCAGAGAAGUUAGCUGUUGACACCAUGAUUGAAAACCAAGAGACCUUUGUCAGAUAUACCACUGUUGGUGGUACAUACGGUGAGAGCAACAUUUAUACAUUAGGUAACAUUGGCGCACAUAGAGUUGUGUGCACAAAGCUUCCAACUGUCGGUCAUGAUCGCUCUGCGUCCAUUGCUGCCGGGAACACAACUACCAGACUACUUGGGACCUUCCAAAAAGUGGAUCAUGUGUUUUUAGUGGGAACAGCAGGCGGCGUUCCCCAUUUUACAGAUUACAACAAACAUGUUCGGCUUGGAGAUGUCAUAGUCUCUGCACCACCUAGUGGACAAAAGUUUAUCUACAUGUAUUGUGAUAGUGCAAAAACAUUAGAGAGUGGAUCAUAUGAGUUUGAAACGAAGUCCUGGGGCCCCCCAGACCUAAGUCUACAGAAUAUUGCUUACCAGUUAAAACAACAGGGAGAAGAAAAGGAAGGUCCAACACCAUGGCUUCAAUAUAUGGCUGAGGGUAAUAAUAAGUUGUCUGCUCAAGAAAUGGAUUUCUCCCGACCAAAUGAAGAAACAGACAAGUUGUACAUGAGUAUUGGUGGCUCCGAUGUGAUUGAGGUUUCUCAUCCUCUUCCUCCUGAUGGGUCAGGGAAUAUAAGAGACCCAACCAAGCCCCGUAUUCACUUGGGUGUCAUCGCUUCAGGGCGGUGUGUGGUUGGGAAUGACCAAAUGAGACAAGAUUUUGCUUCUCAGCUUUCAGUUGUAGCCUAUGACCAGGAAUUUGAUGCUGUCAUUGAGUCUGUGUAUGGGAAUCGCAAGGACCAGUAUGUUCUCAUCAGAGGCAUAUGUGACUACCAGGAUGGUACCAGAAAUAAAGAUUGGCAGCCAUAUGCUGCUCUCUCCGCUGCAGCAUUCAUGAAGGCAGUCAUAUGUGGAAUGGAGCCUCCUGUGGAUGACUGAAUGCUGAACUGUACAGAAGUAGAAGGAAGAUGUAUAAGGUUGUUAUUGCAAUAUAUAAUGGUGUAAGGCUAGUUCAUGACUAUUACCGAAGUGGUCCACUACAGAAAUAGGCUUUCUUAAAAGGAAAUCCAUUAUCCCCAUAAUUGUAUAAUUUGACUGUUUAUAGUGCUGCAAAUGGAUAAUUUUUAUAUUGGGUUCACUGAUAGUUCCUUUACAGAAAAAUGUCAUAUUAAACUUUAAAUAUUUUAAAUUUUUAAGAUGCAGCUCUAUUGAUAUUGUUCUUUGAUAACAUUAAAAUAUAUAUCAAACUUCACUUUCCUACUAACUGUUUUCUUUAUCUGAUCAUAAUGUAGCCAUGAGUUAACAUUCUAUAUCAAAGCAACUGGUUCUAGAGUAAAAUAAUUUGAAAAAGCAUGAUACUGUACAUAUAGUGCAUGACAUCUACCAUGACGAGGUGGGCCUGUAGCACAGUGAUCACUGCAAGCGGCUAACAACUGAAUGGACCCAGGUUCAAUUCUUGUACAAGACAAGACAUUUGGCCAAGUUUCCUUACAUCUGAUGCCUAUGUUCACCAAGCUGAAAAUAGGUACUGUAACUGUUGUGGGUUGCAUCCUGACCUAGGGGGCGGAUCUAGAUUAGCCUAACACGCUUCCUGUCCACGACACUGGGAACCAAAUAGUGUGUUCUUGCUUGAAUAAACUAUAUGGGGUGAGGCAGAUACAUUCCAUUAGGGCUUUUGUUCGACCCGCCAGACCCUAGGCAACCCCUCCCACUGAAAAAAUCAAAGGGCUUACAUCCACUAUAAUGCACAUGAAGAUUUUUUACUUACCUUAAGAAGAGAGUAGAGUAGUGAAAUAUCUUCAUAAUAACCCAAAGCUAGCUUAGGCAAGUACAUAACCCAUCUUCAUGUCUAUUUUAAAAAACAAACAAAAAUAUCAGUUUAUAGUAUUAUGUAUUAAUCAUUUUGAACAUGGCAUAUGUAGAGCAGUCAUUGGUGAAUAAUUCCAUGUUACAGUAAACUAUAUGAGACCUAUUGGAGCCCAACGUUACAUAAUGACUGUGAUUUACACAAACUCUCCCAGUCAUGAUAUAAAUAUUCACAAGAAAUUGUUUAUUUUUACUCUGGCCUGAUAGAACGAUCAUUUAUGAACAAUUUGGUAUUAAAUUAUAUAUAUACACUCAUUAUUGAAACCAAAGAAGUAAAAUGAUAAUUAUUUCACCAAACUGGCAAGGGUAACACACCUGACCUCGUCAUUAAAGACCUGGAGACAAAACCAGUCUCUCUUGCUGCACUUAACAGAACCUAGUAUCUCGCAUCUGUUAGCCUCUCCCAUACAACUUUAUGAAUAAUUGUCUCUUACCAGUAGUUUAUAUAAUGUGUAAUUUAUUCAGCUCGGAUUACUAGAGAAGUAAUCAGAGAGCAUGGAGAACAGCAACACAAGUAUAUAAAAUAUAACACUUAUUAUUGAAAGUAAGUUGUCUACCUGGGGUGUGGGGGUGUGGGAGAUGGGGGGAAUUCUUGUGCCCCCCAUUGCUUGGCAACUGGCUCUUUAAAUUUCAGUAGCCUUGUUCACUUCCAACCAUCAUAAAACUACAGUAUAAUAAACUGGCCAACUUUAAUCAGUAAUUAACUAAAUGUAAUGGUCACUUCAACUUUUAAAUACUUCACAUUAAUGUGGAGUUCAGGAACAAAAUUACUCUCCACAAAACUGCUAGGCUGCUGCUAUCUUGCAUAACUCUACAAAUUAACCUCGCUUAUCAUAGCCUAAUUAUGAAAUUAUUAGUCCAGAAAAUAUGCAAAUAAUUAUACUGAACAUGGCAUAUACAUAAAUCAAUAAUACAAAUCCAAUCUUCAUCAGAACAGCCCAAAUUCAGGGGAAAGGGAAGGGGAGGGGAGGGAUAAACUUGAUCUAACAAAGUUUAAAUCUAAUGCUUGUUGCCAUCGUCUGCCUCAUCCAUCAGGUGAUUCAGUGCAGUCUUCUUUUCGCUUGCACACACUUCACGUUGUCUUCCCUUUAACUGUUGUUAAAACGUCUUGGAACUGGUGGUCCUUGACCAUUAACGAACGUUUGACUUGUAUUCUUCUUGCAACUUGUACAAUUCACUUAACAGUAUCUUCCAAAAAGAUUUGCUGGGCUACUCCGUGUGUAUACCAUCAUCUUUUAACCUCUAGACAUGUCAUCCACUUAAAAUUUUCUGAACUUUCAGAGGUGACAUAAGCUUUUAAGGGUUGAUAGAUGUUAAUCUAAUCUUCAUGUCUGAGGAGCUGUUCACUUGAGACAGUUAAGCAAGUCCCAGCUGUGUACAAGUGACAGGAUGAACAACCCAGCGGGUUUUCUUCCUAUUGGGGAGUGUUGUACAUGCUGCUAUGGCGGUGUGUCCACUUACAAGACGAGUGGCGCUGCCCAAUAAACUCGCCCCUCGGGGCAAAAUUUAAAAAUUUAAAUUUUCAGAGGUGAUGUAAGUGAUGACCUUCCUGUACGAGUUCCUGUGACAGUGAUGUCUCAUAAGGCUGAGUAGUGCCACUCUGGUGCCUCCCACUGGUCAUGUGACCCCUAGUUACUCCUCAAUUUGUUGAUCCAUGUUGCAAGCAGCAAAUCAUCUGACCACCUUUCAUCUGGGAUAUCUGGUGUCUUUUCCUCGUCAACUAGUGCCAAAUUUUCUCCUCUGUGAGGAGCAAAUGAGAUUUUAAAUUUUUCAUCUCAGAGUUUUAAAAUUUGUUCUCUCCACCCCAUAUGGCUGAUUAGACUCCCCCCCCCCCUUUCCCCCAAAUUUGUAUUUCCCAACUUGUUUAAAAAUCAGGCAUCCUGCCGUCUCACAAAUUUAACUAAAUAUUCCUUGGGCCAUCAUAUAUGUUCAAGUUAGUUAUAAUAGGCCUAAGAGGUGUUAAGCAGAUGGCAACCAUAAUACCAAUUGCCAGUCAGCUGCUGGCUGCUUUGUCAUGGCAGGUGGCAACUUACAUACCUGGAGCAUGUGUACAGUGCACAUAUGUUUCAUAAAUUUUCAUUAAUUGAAAUUUAUUUCAACUUUGUAUUACCAUCUUCAGAAUUAUGAUUGGUCCCGUAAGACCAUGCUAAUAAAAGUGACAACAAAGAUUAACACAUGGCAGUGGCAUAAUAAUAAUAUUCAAGUUUGGCUGUUCAAUGUAUACAGUAUUUUAAAUAUUAGUACUGUAUUUUAUUACAUAAUUUGUAAAAUAUGUGGUAAUUUUAGUCAAACUUAGUGUUUUAAGCACUGUAUAAUUGUUUAAAGUAUGAUUAAGUGGAUCAUGGAUGAUGAUAAUGCUUGACCUGGAUGACGGCUUAGAUGAACAAUCUUCUCUUCAUCGAACAUUUGCAUAUUUCACUCAACAACUGCAUCGGAUACAAUUUGUUCAGACCAUCCAGGAAUUUGUUUGAGGGAGGAUGCACUGUAUACUCUUAUGAUAUUACUUGCACAUUAGUGUUCAGUAUAUUUAUAUGUACUGAACUUUAAUUUAUUUCAUGCCAUACUUAUUUUAUGUAUACUUGUUUUCAUUUUCAAGUUACGUUUGUAUGUAAAUUAACACAAAACUUGAAUGCUUGCUCAAAUUAUGAAUUAUCUUAAGAAUUAUCUUUGGUUGCCUGAUAUUUAAUGAAAAAUCUUAUUUACUGUGCAUAAUGGUAACUGUCUAAAGCAAAUUUAUUAAAAAUUUUAGAAUUUUGGUGUUAUUAGUUUCUGCCACAUACAGGGAGAUUAAAAUAAAUGAUGGAACGGAAAAAAUUGAACAAUUUCACAUUGAUAUCAUAUGCGUAAUAUUACUAACUUUGACUGCUGCACCUUGUAACAUAACCAUUCUUAUAUUAUAAGUAAAAAUGGUGCUUUAGUAGUUACUUCACUAAAGGUUCCUUUAUUUUAAAAGUUUUAUUUGGUGCAUUCCAUUUUAUGAUUUCAUAAAAAGAUAUGGAUAUUGUUUUCAUGUGAUACACAAGGUACAUUAUAUCAAUAAAAUCUAGUUGAAUAGUAUGUAUAGAGAAAAAAUAGUGAUUUGUUAAGAAUUUGUAUAAAAAAGUUAUGUUAAUGGAAUCUGCAUUAACAUUAAUAAACUAUUCCAUGUUAUGCAAACCUUCAAAGAAUAUUACUAUUAUUAAGUAAUGGUAAUGUCUUCUCAGACAUAAUAACGGGAUAAAAACUCAUACUUAUGUAUUUAUGAAUUUUUUGUAAAGAUUUAAACCAAGUCUUUUACACUCACUUGAGUGCUUUCUCAAGGCCUGAGUGUGUAGUGAGGAUGAGGCUUACAUCUCGACAAAUAAUCGUUGAAAUAUAAGGAGUACAAAAGACUUGGUUUAAAUCUUUACAUAAUAUUCACCAAUACAUAAGUGUGGGUUUUUAUCCAAAGUAAUAUUAUUUAUAGAAACAUUGUAGAACAGAAUUAAUUCUGUUAUCAUAGAUUGCAUUUCGGUGAAAACCCAUAAACAUUCAUCUCUAAAGACAUUUAAUACUAAAACUAUAAGUCUUCCUUGGAAUAAUUAGGCACAGCAAAAAGAAUGCCCUUAUUGUCCUUGAGAUCAAUGUUUGUAUUGCAUAGGAACUUCAUAUAUUAUUGAUAUUGUUGCUCUCAGUUAUUAUAUACUGGAUUAAUAUUUAAAAUCAUAUUGCUGGAUUAUUUUGCUUAUGCUAACAAAGCAUUGCUGGACUGUGCUUUCAGCAUCUAUAAUGUGAGUACAGUAUAUUGUAUUUGUAAAUAUAUUUCCCCUUUCUAUGUUUCUUAUUACAUAUUGUUAUGGCAAGAUAUCAAUUUAAGUUUGGAAAAAAUAAUUCUGCUAUUGGUAUUAAAGAAGUCUUUUUCUUUGUGAUAUCUUAAAGCCUAAUUGAAUUUAUUAGAAACCAAUAAGGCUUGGGUAUAAUAAAACUAUGGAUCGUUUUGUUACUGGGCAGUAAAGCCCAAUGGUAACUACAGUAUUUAUUUUUCUUAAUAUUAGUCUUCAUUCCUUUAUAUCUAGAAAAUGUCUCGUCUUAUGUGAAUUUAAACUCAAAAUUCUCAUAACCUACAUGAUCUUUUGUCACUAGGUAGUUGUGCCUAAUGGUAACUGCUGUUGACUAUUGAUCUGUACAUUCACAGCAUAUGAAUUUAAAGUUCUAUGACUUUUCCAAGCAUGCACUAUGGCUGGUUUGGCUAGACGAGUUUUUACUGGCACAUGUGAUGUUGCUUUGGGUAUGAUUUCCACAUGCAUCAUCCCUUCACCUUUGCUUUGCCUCUUAGAUGUGCUGAGCAUUCAAACACAACAUUGUUUCCUCAUGACUCUUGACAAAUAUCUAAUUUUUCAUACUUUUGUUUACAGCAUCCAGAAUCUACUUUAAAUUUUGUACUGUACAGUAAUUUAAUAUAUAUGGAAACAUAUUCCCAUAGAGUGGAAAUUUGUUUAAUUUUCAGUCUGAAACCUAAUACAUUUUUGUUUAUAUGAAGUUAUGUUUGCUGUGAAUUGCCUUUCCAAGAAUGUAGCCCUUGAGUAGAUCAAUGGGUGACAGUAUUUUUAUUUAUUUUUUUAUAUAAUUUCUUACCUUUGCUAAAGCAAGAAUUUUAUAACCAGAGGUAAAAAUAAAAAACUUGCUUACCAACACCUCUCCACAACCAUGCCACUUCCCCAGCCAUUGUUAAGUUCACAGAACACCCCCAACCCCCACAACUUCAUCUAAUACCCAAACCUCAAACAAGUCUCAUCAACAUCCUAACUCUUGGUAUUCUCAAAUACUACUACCUUCGUUGCUCUUUGACCUACCCACCCUAAAUCCAGCUUCCCUUUCUCUCUCCUUUUAAUAUUGCCCUCCACCUAUAACCGCAUCCCACAAUUCUUUACCUACACCCAUACCACCACUUUACCCACCACUAACCAUAUACACAUCCCACCAACAUAUUUACCUUCAUUCCACUGAAAACCUCAUGCAUUACACUAACCCUGUACCCAUCUACAAAUGCAGCACGCUUGAAACAAAAGUCAUGGAAGCUGUCUUGGUUCAUAACUUUAAAAGCAUUAUUGGAGAUGUAAAAGCUGCAGAAACUUAGACCCUACCCUGCCAAGGUAGGGUCUUAAGAGUUAAAUCUCUCUUAUUCCAAGCACUGUAUGGACAUAAUGAUUGGUGCCAGUGGUGUAGGCAUGUGGUGGAUGGGGGGUAGGGGGUGUAUCAGGUACAAUAGCAAUGAAGUGAAGUCAUUGUAUACAGAAAGGGGUGAUCUAGUUUUAAGAUAAAACACUUAGGCAAGCGUGCGCACACAAACCUACUUUAAUAACCAUGAGGCAGGAUCCAAGGGUUAGACCUCAAUCCUCAGUUCCUGUAGACACUGAUAGGUAAUUAAAGAACUAGUGUUUUUUGUUUUUUUUUUGUAAAAUAUUAAUAUAAACUAGGCAAGACAACAUAAUGUACAGGUGUGAUACCAGUUGUCUAUAGGCUGAAAAAAUUUGUCUGGAGGACCUUGUACAGUACAUUUCUUUAUCUAAAAUGGACUGGCAUUUCUCUUCUGCCAAUAAAGCCCCAAUUGCGAAACCACUACUAAUUAUAUGCUUACCCCUCCAUAUAAUAAAGUAAUGUACCCUACCACCACCCUAAGCCCUCCUCGCCCUCCAAUAUCUAAUAACCAUCCAUCCAACUUAAUCCUUCAACCCAAUCUAUCCACACCCACUCCAUUCACACAUUUUCUCCUAUUUAUUUAUUUUUUUUUAUAUAAAUAUUUGUACUGUACAUGCAUUUCCUUCCCCCCUGUACAAAGGGGAGGGAAUGUUUUUUAAUGUUCAUAAUAUUGUUUACAUUGCAAGACAUCAUGAGAGCACGAGGAUACUCCUCUUGAUCAGCUGUGAUCGACACAUAUCUACAGUACAGUAGUUUGACAUGCACAUUUUCUUCAUAAUGCUCAAGCAUCCAUGCUUCUAAUGCUUUUUCACUGCACAAACCAAUGCACCUCUGUAUAAAGUAUCAUACUAUAUUAAAUUCUUAUAAUCCCCAGAAGUAACUGUAAUAGAACGAAUCUAAUGUUUAUGAUAACAUUUGUAAGAUUUCUAGGAUAUUUGAGUAUAGUCAGUCACACAAGUAUCCUAUUUAUUGGAGAUUGUCACUAGAGUUUUAUGAUAAGAACUCUUUUCUCAUGCUUUCUUAUUAAUUUAAAAUGUUUGAGCAAAAAGUUGAGGUGUAUAACUUAAUUGUGUGAUAUUUGUACAUUAUUCUGGUCACAAGAUAGUCAAGGUUAUGAAGAGGAGAUAAUUACUUCAGUGCAUAAAAUUUUUUAGUUUUUCAUCAAAUAUAAAUUUGAUACACUUUCAUAUUUUGUACAUUUCAGAAAUUUAAUUUUUGCCAAAAGUUAUCUAGUAAUAUUUCAUAAUUUAAGAAGAGAUUAUAUUGAAAAUGAAAAUAUUGAAGUGUGCCAAAAGCCACCAAAGACAACACUAUUCAAUAAAGAUACCCAGUUCUAAA